AAAUUGGAUCACCCUUUAUAUUUUUCAAAAUUCAUGGCAAACUGAAUAUGCUCUGUUCAGGGUAUAAAAAGCGGAAAUUUAUAAAGUCUUUCUUCAGUCGAUAGCUUCUUCUGUCGUUGCAGAAAAAAGUUACCCAAGGUAUGAUAAAUUUUAAAAUCUAAUUAUUACGUACUCAUAUUUUCCACAACACUAAAAAGUAAAUUUUAUAAAAAGUAAACAAUUACUUUCCCUUCAUAUUCUCAUUCAUAUUCUUUUUGAACCGAGUAGACAAAAUUCUAACAAAAAUAUUAAAAAUUCUAACAAAAAUAUUAAAAUUUGUUAAGCUUUAAUAUUUUCAAAAUACUUAUGGAACUGAUUGGAUUGGUUUACAGAUUCGAUUGGGGGAAAAUAGGUAAUGACUCCUUAGUGGCACAAUUGGCAGCACUUAACAACCCGGGAUUUAAGCUCCAAGAUAAUUUGCCUUACGCCCAACUAUGUAUAGGCUCCUACCCAGGCGAUAUUGCGAUCUACAAAGAAAAUGGCGAAGCAUUAUCAACAGAGUUGCCAUUUAUGCUUAAAGUGUUGAGUAUGAACAAGGCGAUUAGCUUACACGUUCAUCCGAACAAAAUUGAUGCGGAAUACUUGCAUUUAAGAGAGCCAAAAUUCUAUAAGGAUUCCUGGCAUAAACCUGAAAUGGCAAUUGCUCUAACACCCUUUGUAGCUGUAUGUGGUUUCCGGCCACUGUCUGAAAUCAAGAAUAUGUUAAUGGAUAUAUAUCCACUACAAAAAUUUGUUAUGGCCGAUUCUGAUGACAUGGACCUUUUGGCUGCGGGCGAUGAACAGGGUUUGCGAAAUUGCUAUGAAAGAAUAUUUGAUAGAGACUUAGAAGCUGUAACUCAAUGCGUGGAAGAAAUAUCCAAAGAAUUUGGCAAAGAAAUGUGUAAAUACGAUGUGCUGGAAAUAUUCAAUGUGCUCAAAAGGGACUUUCCCAGGGAUAUUGGUGUGAUUUUAAUAUUCUUUUUGAAUGUUAUACGUCUGGAACCGGGUCAAGCGAUGUUCGCCGAUGCAGGCCAAAUUCAUAGUUAUCUAGCUGGCGAUUGUAUCGAGUGCAUGACACCUUCUGACAAUGCAAUCCGUGCCGGUUUAACAAUGAAAUAUAGAGAUACCAAACAUUUAUCCAACAUACUGAACUACAAAAGUUCCACUGCCGAGGACAUAAUUGUCAAACCCGAACGCAUUAAUGAUCAACAGGUGAUAUUCAAGCCACCUAUUGAAGAUUUUGCAGUAACGCAAAUAACAUUGAGACCCGAAGAUGAUGUUUAUGUUUUACAAACUGAACAAUCUCCUGGUAUAAUGCUGGUUUUAAGUGGUCAACGCACUCUCGAAGUCAACGGUGUAAAGCAAACGCAAUUAAAACGUGGAUCUAUCCUGUUUCUGCCCUUCGAAGUGGGCACUGAGCUGAGGUUUUUAGUCAGUGGAGCGGAAAAAGAACCUUUUGUGGCUUACAUCAGCACUGUAAAUACCCCACCAAACCUGACAACGGAUACAUAAUCGAAAUUUCACAAAGUCCAUGUAGUAAGAAAAUGUAAGGUUGACUUUAAGUCAAGUCAAUACAAGAAUUGCAAAAAAUAUAUUAAAUUAAAAAUAGUUUAUUGGAUUAUAACUUAUAACUGGAUGAAAGCUUUUCACCAGCCUAGCUACAUUAAGUAACAUUAUUGUUGAGUGUUGUAGGGAGUCUAACGUUCAUAUUUAAGCAUUUACUUGGCACAAAGCAUUCCGUGAAAGUCGUGAAGUCAUCGAAGACUUGCUUCUUAUGUGUCAGCUUACCCCCGCUGUUAAUGACGAUAAUAUGGGAAAAGUUAAAGGAACAGUGCGUGAAAUCAUCGUAUUGAGAUCAGCGAAGUUUCAGAAGAUCUCAAGAAUUGUUAUGGAUCGACUCUACACAUUUUGGUUAAUGUAUUAGGUAUGCUUGCUAUAGCCAUACCGAAAUACCACUUCAGAUUUUUUGCAAUAAUCUAGUAGAGGUCGAAAAGUAUCGGUAUCGGAAAAAGGUACAUCAUUAGCUUGGGUUUGUAAAUAUGACGUCAAAACUGUUCAACAAUCUAGCAAAUGACCCGAAAAUGUAAAUACCACGUCAAAGUUUUGCUUGAUCACCGUGAUGAGGUUCAAUCCCGUGAAGUAAAUUGUCUUAAACGACCGAAAUGGUGUGCAUUCUAGCAUAUUUGACUGACUUUGUGGCAAAAAACGAACGGAGGGUCAACGCUUAGCCGCCAUUUUCGUCAGAUUUGGAUCCCUGUGACUCCUUCCUGUUUUCGA
Molecule: messenger RNA, 2295 nt
Organism: Bactrocera dorsalis (oriental fruit fly)
Lineage: Eukaryota; Metazoa; Arthropoda; Insecta; Diptera; Tephritidae
Product: mannose-6-phosphate isomerase
Exons: 1
Coding region: 346-1530 (394 amino acids)
Biological process (GO): carbohydrate metabolic process; GDP-mannose biosynthetic process
Cellular component (GO): cytosol
Molecular function (GO): zinc ion binding; mannose-6-phosphate isomerase activity
Source: RefSeq, a predicted model, not a curated record